AUGUUGGCAUUUGCAGGUUUAUCCCGCUCUCCUCCUCCGAACAUCUCACAGUCUUCCCAGUCACUGAUAUCUAUUAGUCGCCCUGCCCUGAACCUUAUGUCACUUCUCAAAGUUGGUCAGACCCUUCGAGGUAAUUUGGGAAAAUAUGUCAUCAGGAAACAGAUUCAAGAGACGGUUUGGUUCGCAGAAAAUCUUCGCAGAGAAACAGUUGUAGUCAAAGGAGUUCAAGGCCACCCCCGCAUUGAAAACGAGAGAGACGUUUUGCGAAGAUUCCAGCCUUCAACAACUCACUUAAGACCACUACUAGAUGAGAUUCAAGAUCCUGCCGUGCCACCCAUCAUCGUGCUGAGGCACCUUGAUGAUCACCUGCUAAAUUCCUCGAUCAAGAAAAGUCUCAACCGAAAGGAACUAAAAUUUGUCGCAAGGUGUAUACUAGAAGCAUUGAGUGUACUUCAUAAAGAAGGAUAUGUGCACACGGAUGUAAAGCUUGACAAUAUCUUCGUUAAUUACCAGAAUAGCGAUAACAGGUUCUCCGAGGUCCAGCUCGGAGAUCUUGGUGGCUGUUAUUCCGUCGACAGUGAGUUUGCUAAGAGGGGUACGCCUGUAGGGGCGGCUAUGUGGUCGAGUCCCGAAGUGAUUAUGGAGACGCCUUGGAACACGGCAACAGAUAUUUGGUCCUUUGGGGCGGUGUUGAUCAGCCUUAUAUACGGUGGCGACUUCAACCUCUUCCGGCCCCGCACAGUUCCUUAUGGCCAUGAAGAAUACAACCUAGAGGUUUUAAAGCAGCAGUUCCGCUAUUUUGGCCCCUUUCCAGCGAAGUACGAAGAGAUUGCGGGCCCCGAAACUGUCACAGCAAUUUUAUACCUGAUGCAUGAGAUUCCUCAGUCGCAAACGACUCCCUUUUCCCGGACAACAGAGCGUGAAGUAUCUCUGAAUGAUAAAGAAUUCAUUUCAAAGAUAAUGAAGCUGGAUUGGAGGGAUAGGCCGACAGCACAGGAACUCUUGGACGAUAGAUGGUUUCAAGACUAG
Talaromyces marneffei is the source of this 1029-nucleotide messenger RNA. RefSeq lists its product as uncharacterized. Lineage: Eukaryota; Fungi; Ascomycota; Eurotiomycetes; Eurotiales; Trichocomaceae. Gene Ontology annotation, molecular function: protein kinase activity; ATP binding. The record is from RefSeq and is a predicted model, not a curated record. The transcript has 4 exons. The coding region runs from base 1 to 1029 and encodes 342 amino acids. Gene Ontology annotation, biological process: protein phosphorylation.